Messenger RNA from Phaeodactylum tricornutum CCAP 1055/1, 3072 nucleotides. RefSeq lists its product with no specific name. Bases 1 to 3072 code for a protein of 1023 amino acids. The record is from RefSeq and is a predicted model, not a curated record. The transcript is spliced from 4 exons. Gene Ontology annotation, molecular function: nucleic acid binding. Lineage: Eukaryota; Bacillariophyta; Bacillariophyceae; Surirellales; Neidiaceae.
AUGGCAUAUCGUCGCUUUUGUCUUACCAAUGGCACAGCAGACGUCGACUCGACUGGCGGAUCUCGGUCCCGUUUCGUUUGGAACUACGGAAGCAAAUAUGUUGAUCCAACUCCUAAACUACGAAGCAACCCCACCGUCUUUACGCUCCCAGCCCUGCCCUACCGCCCAUCCGCCAUCUCUUCGGUCCCGAUGUCGACCUCUGCUCACUUCAAACUGAGCGACUUUCCUCACAAAGUCCUGGAUCCGAUUGCCACCCUCACCGUCCCACCGACUUACGCGACCAUCAAACAUGCCCAACGUCAGCUCAUGACCAACGCAGCCGCCAUCCCCACGCUCAACGGUGGCGGCGCCCACGGCCACAUGGCCUUAACCCUCACCGCUCUCGCGUACGCCGACAUCAGCGACGUCCCGUUCGUCAUUCCCGUCGCUCCCCCUGCCAAUCCGCCCCCCGGCGCCACGCAACCCCAAAUCACCGAGAAUAACCGCGUUCACCAACGCGACGCUGACAUUUACAACCUUUAUGUCGCUGUUAACAACGCUCUCCGCCAACAGCUUCUCGAUGCGAUUCCCCGCAUCUACGUACGCGCCCUCGCGCAUCCCAUGUUCGAGUUCAGCAACGUCACGUGCCUUGACUUGCUUUCGCACCUCUGGACCAAAUACGGUACAAUCAAGCCCGCUGAGCUCCAGAAAAAUUUCCAGUCAAUGUUCACCCCGUGGAAUACAACAGAACCGAUUGAAUCCGUUUUUCUCCAGCUCGACGAGGCCAUCGCCUUCUCCGUCGACGGUAACGACCCCAUCUCCGAAGCUGCCGCCGUACGAGCCGGCUAUGAAGUCAUCGCGCACUCUGGCCUGCUCCUCCUCGACUGCAAAGAAUGGCGCAAAUUACCCCUUGCUUCUCACACCCUUGCCAACUUUCAGCAGCACUUUUCCCUUGCCGACGACGACCGGCGCCUUACGGCCACCACUGGUUCCCUCGGCUAUGCCAACGUUCUCGCUGCAACCCCCUCUCUGACUCCAGCCACGGUUUCCGACACCCUCAGCCUUCCCUUCUCCGCGCUCUCUGUGUCACAGACUUCCGUCUCCUCUCCGGAUAUGACCUAUUGCUGGACCCAUGGGACCAGCAAGAACCGACGCCAUACGAGCGCCACGUGCAAGAACAAGGCCCCUGGCCAUCGCGACGACGCGACCGCCACCAACACUCUCGGCGGAUCCACCAAGGAAAGAGGGACGGCUACGCCGAUGGUUAACUCUAGUAAUACCGAUUAUUUAAAUCAUAUUACUAGUCUUAAUUCAUCUGUAGCCCCCUCCCCGCCUAGUUCCCAUACCUCGGCCAUUGCCGACACCGGUUGCACCGGCCAUUACAUCACCGUCAACUGCCCCCACACCCACAAACUUCCUGCACGCCCCAGCCUUGCCGUCCGUGUCCCUAACGGCGCCGUCCUCCGCUCAAGCCACAUUGCCACCCUGGCCCUCCCUGGCUUCUCCCCUUCUGCUUGCCAGGCCCACAUCUUCCCCGGGCUUACCUCGCACCCACUCAUUUCGAUUGGACAACUUUGUGACGACGGCUGCACUGCCACUUUCUCAGCCACUCGCCUCGAGAUCCACCGCGACACUACACUACUCCUCUCCGGCACUCGUGCACCCACUACCGGCCUCUGGCACCUUGAUCUUACCCCUGCCAAGCCUCCUGCCACAGCCCACGCUCUAGUUCCCAACACUCCCCUCGCUGACCGCAUCGCUUUUGUUCAUGCCUCGCUCUUCUCCCCGGCGAUCUCCACAUGGUGCCAGGCCCUCGACUCCGGCCAUCUUGCAACCUUUCCUGAACUUUCCUCCCGCCAGGUCCGCAAGUAUCCACCUCGUUCCCCCGCCAUGGUCAAGGGCCACCUCGACCAACAACGCGCAAACCUUCGAUCCACCAAGCUUCCCCCUGUCGGUUCCCCCAUCACGACGGCACCCCCUGCCGCCGCUGUGCCCGACCUUGACCCUCCCGACGCCCACCCCGUCACACGCACGCACCAUGUCUUUGCUGCUCACCAGCGCGUCACCGGCCAAAUAUACACGGACCAACCUGGCCGUUUCCUCACUCCUUCAAGUUCAGGCCACAACGACAUGCUUGUUCUUUAUGAUUACGACAGCAACGCUAUCCACGUCGAACUCAUGAAGAACAAGUCCGGCCCCGAGAUUCUGGCCGCUUAUAAACGCGCUCAUGCUCUUUUCACCCAGCGAGGCCUCCGUCCCCAACUCCAGCGGCUUGACAACGAAGCCUCUGCCGCCCUCCAGUCCUUCAUGACCUCAGAGCACGUUGACUUUCAGCUGGCACCCCCCCAUCUACACCGUCGUAAUGCAGCCGAACGGGCCAUCCGCACCUUCAAGAACCACUUUAUCGCUGGCCUAUGCACCACUAACCCGGAUUUUCCAUUGCACCUUUGGGACCGCCUCCUCCCACAGGCCCUUAUCACCCUCAAUCUUCUUCGUCGCUCCCGCAUCAAUCCUAAGCUGUCCGCCCACGCCCAGCUUCAUGGUGCUUUCGACUACAACCGCACCCCGCUUGCUCCACCUGGCACUCGCGUCUUAGUUCAUGUCAAGCCGUCCGUCCGCGAAACUUGGGCCCCCCAUGCUGUUGAAGGUUGGUACCUUGGCCCCGCCCUGCACCAUUACCGUUGCCACCGCGUCUGGGUCACAGAAACACGUGCCGAACGCGUUGCUGACACCCUUUCCUGGUUCCCGACCCGCAUUCCCAUGCCCGCAGCUUCGUCCACCGACCGCGCCCUGGCCGCCGCCCGCGACCUAGUCCAUGCCCUCCAGAAUCCUUCCCCUUCGUCUCCGUUCGCCCCCCUCGAUGCCACCCAGCACCAGGCACUCACAGAUCUUGCCACCCUCUUUGCCACCGUGGCCACCCCGACCGACGAUCCCCCUGCCCCCGCAACUCCCCUUGCUCAGGUCCGUUUUGCCGUUCCUCUUGUCACGGCCGAACAUGCCCCGGCACUUCCGAGGGUGCCCAUUCCGGCCCCAGCACUUCCGAGGGCCGUCGCCGCCGCAAAGCACGCAAACAACCGGCAACCCCAACCCUAG